GCAUGACCACCGCCGCACCGGGGCUGGGUUUAAAGAACGGUCGGGCCGAGGGACGGAAGGCGAACGGUGUCGGUCGACUUCACUGCGGUCGGGGAGAUUCGUCGCCGCGAUGGAUGCGUCGGCGAGCCCGAGGCUGGAGCGGGAGCGGCACCUGCUCUUUCUAGAGAUGAUGGCGUUGGGGCUGCCGAAGGAGUACGAGUCGCAGGAGAUCAACCGCCUCACCCUCGCCUACUUCGCAAUCUCCGGCCUCAGCAUCCUCGAUGCCCUCGAUCGGGUUGACAAGGAUCAAGUAGCCAAUUGGGUUCUGUCCUUCCAAGCACAUCCAAGAAUGGUGGCUGACUUGGAUAGUGGAGAAUUUUACGGUUUUUGUGGAUCUAGAACUUCACAGUUCUCCACCAGUAUUUGUGAGGUUUCUAGACAGAAUUGUAGUCACUUAGCAAGUACUUACUGUGCUCUAGCCAUAUUGAAGAUGAUCGGCUACAAUUUGUCAAAUAUUAGUCCUGAAUCAAUUUUGAUUUCAAUGAGAAACCUUCAACAACCUGAUGGAAGCUUUAUGCCAAUUCAUUUUGGGGCAGAAACGGAUCUCCGCUUUGUGUACUGUGCUGCUGCCAUCUGUUCUAUGCUUAAUAAUUGGACUGGAAUGGACAAAGAAAAGGCUAAGGAUUAUAUAGUAAAGUGUCAGUCAUAUGAUGGUGGCUUUGGUUUAGUACCAGGUUCAGAGUCUCAUGGUGGUGCAACUUAUUGCGGAGUUGCAGCUCUCCAGCUAAUGGGUUUUAUUGGAGCAGAUAUCUGUUCUAAACAAGCACAGUCUGCAGUAAUUGAUGUGCCAUUGCUGGUAGAGUGGAGCUUAAAGAGGCAAUCAUUUGAUGGGGGCAUUCAAGGUAGAUGUAACAAGCCCAGUGACACAUGUUAUGCCUUUUGGGUUGGCGGGGUACUGAAGAUGCUAGGUGUUUACGAGUUCAUCGAUAAGGAUGCGCUGCAUGACUUCAUACUUUCUUGCCAGUCCAAGUACGGUGGCUUCACAAAGUUCCCAGAGAACAUGCUGCCUGACCUGUAUCAUUCAUACUAUAGUUUUGCUGCAUUGAGCUUGUUGGGGGAACCAGGACUUCGACCACUUUGUGUUGAACUGGGAAUCACUGCUUCGGAUGAUGGGCAUGGGAAAUGAGGGUCUUCUCCUGAAGCUGUUCUUUAGUUGUUGAAGGUGAUCUUUCAGUUGGAGAUGGCAAAGGCUACAUGCGUCACCUGUCGUUAGAAUUGGAUCAUGUUCCAGUAUUUAGGAUGGAGAAAGACUCCUUCAACACUUUCAUCCCAUUUGCCUGAGUGGUAAACUUUUAAGUUUAUGUUUUGUUUUAAUCAAGGUUAUCAAUUUCGGA
Messenger RNA from Musa acuminata subsp. malaccensis (wild Malaysian banana), 1373 nucleotides. Its product is annotated as geranylgeranyl transferase type-1 subunit beta. Lineage: Eukaryota; Viridiplantae; Streptophyta; Magnoliopsida; Zingiberales; Musaceae. Gene Ontology annotation, biological process: protein geranylgeranylation. Gene Ontology annotation, molecular function: CAAX-protein geranylgeranyltransferase activity. Gene Ontology annotation, cellular component: CAAX-protein geranylgeranyltransferase complex. The record is from RefSeq and is a predicted model, not a curated record.